AUGGUGGACUGUAUCGUAUGCGGCCUCAGCUGCGAAGAUGAUCAAACGUUGGAGAGGCAUUGGGACCGUUGCCAUCCUAGUCUUGCGAACAUCAAUCGUAGUGUAAAGGGCAUCCAAGUUACACCUCCAGCACCUAUCUUUUACUGCGAUGAGUGCUAUAUGAGUUUUCCAACUAUGGCGGCGUGCUCAAAGCACGUUAACCGUGACGUGUGUCGAGGUUCAAGACCUUACGGAAUGGCAAGAGACGAUUCAUGUCCGCUGUUAGCGAAAUGCUCGACAGUCUCCUCGACUAUCAUCACAUUUUUCGAUCAGAUCAAACCCAAGCGGGUCAUGGCAAAAAUGAAGAGACGCAGUCGAUGGAACUGCCAUCGGUAUUCAGUUAUCUGA
Messenger RNA from Guyanagaster necrorhizus, 387 nucleotides. RefSeq lists its product as uncharacterized. NCBI's taxonomy places the organism in Eukaryota, Fungi, Basidiomycota, Agaricomycetes, Agaricales, Physalacriaceae. The transcript has 3 exons. The record is from RefSeq and is a predicted model, not a curated record. Bases 1 to 387 code for a protein of 128 amino acids.